UAUUCUUUCUAGAAAGCGCCUCAAUUGAAGUUGUAGCCCUUUUGUGAUACCUCUGGCAAAAAGCAAGAUUCCAAAAUCACGCUGAGAGAAGAGCAGAAGACAUGGGCGACAACAUACCUGGAGGAAUAGUAGCUGCUGCAAAGAACCGUCUGCAGGUGGUGAAGGGUUUGGAGGAUGUGCAGGUGUCUGAGUGUGAGAGCUGCUCCUUUGACGUAACCUUGAAUCUGGCCUAUAUUGAGGGCGUGUGGACCAGAGAUGGGCUGCGGCUCAAGUCCAAGCCCACCUGUCGCAUCAGCACUCAUGGGAAGAAACACUCCCUCAUACUGAGCAGGGUGGCUUUGGGAGACGCAGGCCUGUUCUCUUUUCAGGCCCCCGGCAUUCAGACGUCAGCCAGACUCACUGUCACAGCUAGGGACAUCCACAUAGUGACAGAGCUGGAGGAUGUUGACACGGUGGAGCGCCAACCUGUAAACUUCGUCUGUGAGGUCAACCAAGUGGAUUUGGAGGGUCGGUGGUACAGAGAUGACAGCCGAAUUCGACCUGGGGACAACAUCAAGAUCAGACACCAGGGUAAAACUCACACCCUGUGCUUCAAGUCAGUCAGGCCAGAGCACGCUGGAGAGAUCAGAUUCACUGCAGAGCGUGUCUCAUCUUAUGCAACUCUCACAGUAAAAGAGCUCCCAGUCCAAAUAGUGCGUCCUCUGAGGGUCAAAAUAGCCAUGUAUCGCCACCGGGGUCUGCUGGAGUGCCUGGUGUCUCGGCCUAAUGCUCAGGUCACGUGGUACAAGAACAGGAAGGAGCUCGUGCCCAAUAAGAAGUACCAGAUGAUCAGCCAAGAUGUCUACAGGCAGCUGACCAUCGAUGACAUCUGCUCCUCAGAUGAGGACACCUACACCUGUGAUGCAGGAGAUGACAACACCUCCUGUCAGCUUUUGGUGGAGGAGCAGGCUAUCAGCAUAGUGCGGGGGAUGAGCUCAGUGGAGGUGACGGAGCCAGAGCCAGCGCUGUUUCAAGUGGAGACCAGCCUGAAAUCAGGGAGGCCCCCCCGCUGGACCCUGAACGGUGAGGCGCUGGAGCCUUGCGCAGCAGUGAACAUCGACAGGCAGGGCACUCUCCACAGCCUGUGCUUCACCUACACAGAAAGCUCCAUGUCUGGCCCCGUGCUCUUUGUAGCUGGGAAGAGUCGUUCCACUGCUCAGCUUACUGUCAAAGAGCGGCCUCUUCAAGUUGCCCACCACUUGGAAAAUGCAGAGGCGAAGGAGAACAGCUCUGUGACUCUGAGCUGUGCGUUUGCGCCCUCGCCCAGGGUGGUGAGGUGGUUUAAAGGUCGUACGGCUCUGAAGACCAACAACAAGUACAACAUGAAGAGAGAAGGGAAACGAGCACAGCUGACCAUUCAUGGUUUGUCAGCCAUGGAUGCAGGACAGUAUCGCUGCAUGGCCGGGGGUGCACAGAGCACAGCACAUGUUAAGGUAGAAGUGCGGACGCUGAAGUUGGUAAAACACUUAGAGCCAGUGGAAAUUGAGGAGGAUAGCAUUGCCAGGUUCACGUGUGAGCUCAACUAUGUGGUUGCCAAUGUGGAGUGGCUUCUCAACAAUGUUCGCCUCUAUUGCAAUGCCAUCAACAGGAUCCAGCACAUGGGCACUAUGCACAGCCUCACAAUUAAGAAUCCGCGACCACAGGAGAGCAGGGUCACCUUCAAAGCUGGGCUUCUCUCUGAGACAACCAUCUUAAAAGUCAAAGAGCAUCCAGCAGUGUUCCUGAGGUCUCUGGAGGAUGCAGUAGGAGAAGAGCAAGGGGAGGUCUGCCUGCAGUGUGAGAUUUCCAAAGAGAAAGUGACCCCUGUUUGGAGGAAGGAUGGCGAGAUCCUGACCACUGAUGAUAAACAUGAGUUACUCCAGUCUGGGAAGUCCAUGGCACUGAUCAUCCAUUCCCUGAGCAAAGAUGAUGCUGGACACUACACCUGUGACCUGGGCACCAGCCAGACCAAGGCUAAAGUUACUGUGCAUGACUUACGCAUCACUAUUGUUCAUCGUAUAAAGAUAACAUCAGUCCAAGAAGGAGAAUGCUGCACUUUUGAUUGUCAACUCUCUCACGAUCUCGAUGACGAGCCUUCCUGGACCAUCAAUGGCCAGCUGGUUGUCACCAAUAGCCGUAUCCAGGUUAUCAACAAUGGCCGCCACUAUAAGAUGACCAUUAGAGAUGCUUUACUGACCGACGCUGGAGAUGUGGUCUUCACAAUUAAAGACCUAAGCUGUACGACCAUGCUCUUUGUUAAAGAGAAGCCAGUGCACAUCUUCAGGGAGCUGCUGAACACUAAGGCGGUGCCAGGCGAAGACGCAGAGCUGAGCUGUGAGAUCACCAAACCAGAGGUCCUGAUCCGUUGGCUGAAAAAUGGCCGUUUGAUCAGGCCGAGCCCCAAGUAUGUGAUGAGUGUAGAGAAGAACCUGGCGCGACUGGUGAUCAAGAAUUCCACCAUCAGAGACUCUGGAGAGUACUGCUGUGAGGCCGAUGGCAUUGCCUCGCGUGCCAAGCUGGAGAUCAGAGAGCUCCAGCACACAUUUGCGAGGGAGUUAAGGGACACGCGGGCAGAGGAAAAGGGUAAAGUGACCCUGGAGUGUGAGACCAGGCGGCCAGCCAAGCGAGUGACCUGGCUGAAGGGCAUGGUGGAGCUGAGGUCCGGUAGGAAGUAUGUCAUCAGGCAGAAGGGUGUGGUGCUAUCCCUGACCAUCACCUGUCUGGACAAGUCGGACACAGAUAUUUACAUUUGUGAUGUCGGUACCAUGCAGAGCCGGGCACAGCUGACAGUGCAGGGUCAGAGGGUUUUGAUCCUGGACGAAUUAGAGGAUGUCGAGUGUCUAGAGGGCGACACGGUCACAUUCAGGUGUCGAAUUUGUCCCAGUGACUACAUUGGGGUCAAAUGGUAUCUGGACGAGACUCUGCUGUACACCAAUGAGCUCAAUGAGAUCCAGAUGGUGCCCGGAGGCUACCACACCCUCACAUUUAGACAACUCGCCCGCAAAGACACGGGCACUAUCUCAUUUUCAGCGGGGGACAAAAGAUCAUACGCCUCACUGUUGGUUAGAGAGAGGCGUCCUACCAUCAUUAAAGCACUGGAAGACUGCGAGGCUAUUGAAGGGGGUGGUUUGGUUUUGUCUUGCGUGGCCUCCAAGCCAUGUCACAUCCUGUGGUACAAAGAUGGCUGCCUGAUGUGGAACUCCUCGAGGUAUUUUGCCAGUCGUUCCGGCUGUGAGGCCCGGCUGACGAUUCGGGAGGUCAGCAACAACGAUGCUGGAGUGUAUGAGUGCAGUGCUGGAUCUGUUACCACGAGGGCCGUUGUGACUGUCAGAGCCAUCCCAGCAGAGUUCAUCCAGGCUCUUAAGUCCUUGGAGGCCAAAGAGGGGGAGACCGUCACCCUGACCUGUGAAUACUCUCUGCCUGGGGUCCAGUGCCACUGGAAGAGAGGUUUCGAGAGUAUCAGGCCUGGAGACAGAUACCUGAUUAAACAGAGGAAGACGAUCAAUUCUCUGACCAUCAAAGCACUGAAGCCUCUUGACUCAGGAGAAUAUACCUGCCAGUGCAGAGAUCACCACACUACAGCAAGCCUCAAAGUACACGCUAUUCCCAUAACAUUUAUACAGAAGUUAAAGAACAUGCAAGCAGAGGAGGGAAGCAAUGUCCUACUGCGCUGUGAGCUGUCUAAACCUGGAAUUCCAGCUGAAUGGAGGAAGGAACACGAGCUGUUGAAGAAUGGAGUGAAAUACCAGAUAAGGAAAAGAGAGACCACUCUGGAGCUUCUGAUCUGGAAGCCUGUUCCAGAGGACACUGGGGUCUACAGCUGUGCCUGUGCUGAUCAGAUAACAUCUGCCACUGUCAAAAUCACUGCUCUCCCAGUCACCUUCAAGCAGAAGCUGAGGAAUGUGCUCAUUGAGGAAGGCAGCACUGCGGCUCUACGCUGCGAGCUGUCGAAGCCUGGGUACAGUGUGGAGUGGAGGAAGAGCGGGGAUGAACUCAUCAGGAAUGGAGAGAAAUAUCACAUACGACAAAGAGACGGGCUGAUUGAACUGAGGAUCCUUGAUGUUACACCUGAGGACAGCGACAUCUACACAUGCAUCUGUGGAGACAUAGAGACCACUGCAACUCUGACUGUUAAUGCUCUUCCCAUCACCUUCAAGCAAAAGCUGAAGAACGUCCAAGUGGAGGAAGGACACAACAUCACACUGUACUGUGAGAUCUCUAAAGCGGGUGUCCCUGUGGAGUGGAGGCUUGGAGGAGAUCUGCUGGAGAAUGGAGAGAAAUACCAGAUUAAGCAAAGGGCCUCAGUCCUGGAGUUGAUCAUCAGAGAUGCUGAACCAGACGACAGCGGGGUCUACACCUGUGUGUGUAGAGAGCAGAAGACAAAGGCCACUGUUAAAGUUAUCGCUGUUCCCACCACAUUUAAAGUUAGCCUGAAGGGCCAGGAGGCUGAAGAAGGGAAGAGUGUGACUUUACGCUGUGAGCUGUCAAAGAAGGGAGUCCAGGUGCAGUGGCAGAGAAAUGCUCAGGUGCUGUCUGAGUUUACGUACCGAGGGAAGUAUCUGAUCAAACUAGAAGGAAAGACAGCUGAGAUGACCAUUGUCAAUGUCCAACCUGAGGAUGCUGGGAAGUACAGCUGCAUCACAGGAGAUGAGAAAACCACAGCCGAAGUUAAAGUGAAACCACUUCCUGUGACAUUCAAACGAGAGAUCCAGCGCAUGGUGGUGAAGGAAGGGGACAGUGGCGUUUUCAGCUGCGAGCUCUCCAAACCUGGAGCUCCUGUGGAGUGGAGGAAAGGCAGGACGAUCCUGAAGCCUGGAAACAAAUACGAGAUGAAGCUGGAGGGACCUUUCGCUAAACUUGUCAUCAACGACGUGGAGGAGAGUGAUGGUGGCAAAUAUACCUGCAAGACCAAAGACAGCCAAUCAACUGCUGAGCUCAUUGUCCAAGAUUUGCCAGCAAGUUUCAAGAUGCCACUAGUUAACCAGGAGGCAACGGAGGGCAACAGUGUGGUUCUGCGCUGUGAGCUCAACAAACCUGCCCCUUCGGUUGAGUGGAGGAGAGGAUCAGAGCUGCUGAAAAAUGGAGACAAAUACCAGAUGAGGAAGAAGGACCUGCAGGUAGAGAUGAAGAUUACGGAGCUCAGUCUGGACGACGCUGGAGAUUAUACCUGUAUAUGUGGAGAACACAGUACACAAGCUAGGAUCACUGUGAAUGAGCGGCCCAUCAAAUUCCUUCAAGAACUGAAGAAUAUUCAGGUCCAAGAAGGCAACGGAGUGACACUCUGCUGUGAGCUCUCCAAACCUGACACUCCAGUGCAGUGGAAGAAGGGAGACAAAGUGUUGACCAACGGAGAGAAAUACCAGAUGAAGCAGAGCGGCUCCAAGGUGGAGCUCCUCAUCAGGAAAAGCCAGCCUGAGGACAGUGGCUCAUACAGCUGUGUUUGUGAGGACGUAAAAACUACUGCCACCAUCAUCAUCACUGGGAUUCCAAUAACUUUCAAGCAAAAGUUAAGGAACCAGGAAGCUGUGGAGGAAGGCAACAUGACGCUGCGCUGUGAGCUUUCUAAAGCAGGGGUCCCAGUGGAGUGGAGGAAAGAUGCUCAACUUCUGAUGGAGGGAGAAAAAUAUCAGAUGAAGCAAGAAGGCAGGACAGCUGAGAUGCUGAUCAGAAAUUUAACUCUUAAAGAUUUGGGGGAGUACAGCUGUUUUGUUGGCACUGUUGUGACUUCAGCUGACAUCAAAGUAAGAGCACUUCCUGUUACAUUUAAACAAGAGCUGGAGAAAUUGGAGGUGAAGGAAGGGGACAGUGGAGUUUUCUCCUGCGAGCUCUCCAAACCUGGAGCUCCAGUGGACUGGAGGAAAGGAAGAGUCAUCCUCAAACCUGGAUACAAAUAUGAGAUGAAACAGGAGGGACGUUUCACUAAACUGAUCAUCAACAACGUGGAGGAGAGUGAUGCUGGGAAAUACACCUGCAAGACGAAUGACACCCAAUCAACUGCGGAGCUCAUCGUCAAAGCUCCUCCCAUCACUUUCAAGACAAAGUUAAGGAACCAGCAGGUGGAGGAGGAGAACAGCGUGACGUUGAACUGCGAGCUGUCUAAACCCGGCCUCCCUGUGGAGUGGAGGAAAGGACAAGAGCUGCUGAAGAGCAAUUUCAAAUACCAGAUUAAAAAUCGAAACAGCAGCAUGGAGCUCACCAUCAAGAACGCACAGCUGGAGGACAGCGGACUGUACAGCUGUAUCUAUGGUGACACCAAGACAACAGCCAACAUCACCAUUACACCUAUCCCCCUCACCUUUAAAAUGGGUCUGAAGAACCAGGAGGCCCCUGAGGGAGGCAACGUGUCCCUUCGCUGCGAGCUGUCCAGGGCCGGGGUGCCCGUGCAGUGGUGGAAGGGGGAGGACCAGAUCUAUCAGGGGGGACGGUAUCAGAUGGCGCUGAAGGGGAAAACAGCUGAGAUGAACAUAAGAAACAUCCAGCCUGAGGAUGUCGGGGAGUACAGCUGCAUCGUGGGAGAGCAGAAGACGACUGCUGAGGUCAACGUCAGAGCGGCAGCAUCUGUGUUCUUUGAGAAGGAACUGGAAAGCCAAGCAGUGAUGGAGGGCAAAUCUGUGCUGCUGUCCUGUGAAGUCUCCAGUGCUAAUGUCCCUGUCACCUGGAAGAAGGACAACACUGUGAUUGAAGAAGGAGGGCGGUACAUUUUAAAGAAGAAUGGCCCAACACACAGCCUGGAGAUCAAGAAACUAUACCUGGAGGAUGCUGGAGAGUACUGCUGUAUCACCAGAGGCAAGAAGACCACGGCCAAGCUGAUCGUGAGGGAGCGCGUGCGGAUCGUUACAGAGCUGCAGGGUAUAACGGUGACAGCGGGUGAGGACGCGGUGUUUGUGUGUGAGCUGAGCCACGCAGACGUGAGUGAGGGUGUCUGGUGGCUUGGCUCCAGCCCUCUGCAGAAGAACGAGAUGAACCAGAUGAUGUGCCACGGUCGCGAACAGCGGCUGGUCCUCACCAUGACAACACCUGAGGAGACCGGCAUCGUGGCGUUUGUGAUUGGGGAGGAGAGGACCUCUGCACGUCUGCUAGUUGUUCCUAAGGCCAGAGUUUUAUUUGAGGAGAAGCCUAAAGACGUUGUGAUCAUGGAAGGAGAGACAGCCACUCUGUCCUGCACAAUCUCUGAUUUUACCUCCCUGGUUACCUGGAGGCGCAACCACAUCCCCCUCCGAAAUGGUGAUAAAUAUGAGAUACGUAAGGAGGGAAAAGUCAACCUAUUGCUAAUACAUGAUGUGGAUCCCUUGGAUACUGGCACAUACUGCUGUGAUACAGGAGACGUGCAGAGCAAUGCCAAACUUACUGUAACAGAGCUCCCUCCAUUCUUCCAAGAAGAACUGCAAAGCGUGGAAGUUGAGGAGGGAGGUUCAGCUGCUCUGUACUGUGAGCUGUCUAAACUUGGAGUGCCAAUUCAAUGGAAGAAGAAAGGGCUGCCACUAAGAGCCAGCCGAAAGUACGAGAUCAGGCAAGAUGGCUGUCUCCUCCAGCUGCACAUCAAGGAUCUCAAACUUGAGGACAGCGGCAGCUACUCGUGUCAAGCAGGGAGUGCAGAGACCACUGCUACUGUGACAGUGAAAGAGCUCCCACCAUUCUUUAAGAAAGAAUUACGAAGUGUGGAGGCUGAAGAGGGAGGUACAGCCUCUCUGUGCUGUGAGCUGUCUAAAGCUGGAGUGUCAGUGCAAUGGAAGAAGAACAGACUACCUCUAAAAGCCAGCAGAAAGUACGAGAUAAAACAAGAUGGCUGCCUCCUGCAGCUCCACAUCAACGAGCUCAAACCUGAGGACAGGGGGAGCUACACAUGUCAAGCAGGAAGUGCGGAGACCACUGCAACUGUGUCAGUGAAAG
This is a messenger RNA of Epinephelus moara (kelp grouper), 7908 nucleotides long. Its product is annotated as obscurin-like. The annotation marks the transcript as partial. Lineage: Eukaryota; Metazoa; Chordata; Actinopteri; Perciformes; Serranidae. The transcript has 32 exons. The record is from RefSeq and is a predicted model, not a curated record.